Aphis gossypii (cotton aphid) is the source of this 2963-nucleotide messenger RNA. RefSeq names its product LIM/homeobox protein Awh (gene Awh). The record is from RefSeq and is a predicted model, not a curated record. NCBI's taxonomy places the organism in Eukaryota, Metazoa, Arthropoda, Insecta, Hemiptera, Aphididae. The transcript is spliced from 8 exons. Gene Ontology annotation, cellular component: nucleus. The coding region runs from base 418 to 1458 and encodes 346 amino acids. Gene Ontology annotation, molecular function: DNA-binding transcription factor activity, RNA polymerase II-specific; RNA polymerase II transcription regulatory region sequence-specific DNA binding. Gene Ontology annotation, biological process: regulation of transcription by RNA polymerase II; neuron differentiation.
UCUGCCGUCCGUUAGUUAGGAUCGGUCCGCGGCGAACGGCCCACAUACACACCGGUGGCGGCAGUGCGCGCUCCUUCGUGUACAUCAUUUUUAAUAUUUUGAUAUUGUUACGAAAUACGAAUUUUGUAUACCGUAAUAGUGUUCGCCAAAUCGACGUGGUGCAGUGACAGCGGCGGCCGGACAAGCACUCUCCCGAUAAAGGUACAUACGGACGACUCCGGAAUUUUUUUCACACGAAUCGCCGACGCGUGUUGCAGGGUCGGAGAGACGCGGCGCACUCUCAGCUGCAGCGGUCAUCCGACGGUGUGGUUUUUCUUGGAAUUUAUCCUCACGUGUUGUAUAUAUAUAUAUAUAUACAUAUAUUUACAACGUAUACUGUCUGCUUGCGCCGGGUACACGUUCAGUCUAACCGCAGAUAUGAUCCAAGAAAACCGUUUCGAGCUGUGUGGUUUUCCGGCUACGUACAUCAAGAACAUGAAGGAGAAAACUGCAGACAAGUCAAGACAUUUAACAGAAGAUGCUUUAUGCGAGAACAAAAGUUUGCACUUUCGUGAAAAGUACGAAUUCGUCCAAUACGUCAAGACUGAAUCGUUGCAGUGUCGAGGAUGCUCGGAUCCAAUUACGGAUAGGUUUUUAUUGAAGGUUUCCGACAAAAUUUGGCACGUGUCUUGUUUAAGAUGCUGCGUGUGCAACUUGGUAUUAGAGGACGAACCAUCGUGUUUUAUCAAAGAUGAUUCAAUUUAUUGCCGACAGGACUAUGCCAGGAGUUUCGGCACCGUGUGUUCAAAGUGUUCGAAAGGUAUUUCCGCUUCGCAUUGGGUGCGAAAGGCCAGGGAUCACGUUUACCAUUUGGCGUGUUUCCGGUGUGACGCCUGCGACCGUCAAUUGAACACGGGAGAAGAGUUUGCUCUGCACGAAGGUCGUGUUCUAUGCAAACCUCAUUACUUGGACAUCGUGGAUGGCGGUACUACAAGCUCGUCAGAGGGUGGAGAUUCUGAAAGUUAUCACAGCAAGAAUAAAGCAAAACGAGUACGGACCACAUUUACCGAAGAACAAUUGCAGGUGCUACAAGCUAAUUUUCAAUUGGAUUCUAAUCCCGACGGGCAAGAUCUGGAAAGGAUAGCGCAAAUUACUGGAUUGAGCAAAAGAGUUACUCAAGUGUGGUUUCAAAAUUCUAGAGCGAGACAAAAAAAGCAUCUGCACACCGGAAAAGUGAAAAGCGCUCCAUCUGGAUUACUUCACCAUCAACAAAACGGUUCUGAAAAUCAUUUCAACCGGCACAUAAAUCUACACCUCACGUAUUCGUUUCAACAGCCUCCGUCGUCGAACCAUUCGCACCAGAGAGGAUCUCCUAUUUAUAUACCCCAAAAUCCAGCCUCAGAAACGUCGUCCCUAGAUGAUCUGUCUCAAGAUUCUAUGAUGAUGUGUUCGGUGGUCAGGAAUAGUGAUCCGGUAUGAGACGAAGACCGUGGUGGGACCAAUAACCACCCACCACGUUGAUGGCGUCCGAAAUAGUUAUUAUUAUGAAAAAUAAAAAAAAAUUAAUUGUCUUAAAUUAUUUUUACUGUGAUAUAAUCAUAAUUAAUUAAUUAAUGUUUAAUUAUUAUUGGAUGGAAGCCCGUUGUGUUUUUAUCCGUUUGCAUUUUAUAUUAGAAUCUCUAAACGGGAAACUUAUUCUUUUCGUCUCAUGUACAAACGUUUUAUUAUUAUCAUAUUAUAUUAUUAUACAGCACAAUAUGUAGUGUUCCGCCUCUAUCGUUCCGCAACUUAAUCGUUAAUAAUUCCCAUAUAGUUACCAUUAGUUAAGUACGUCAAUAUAGGGAAUAAUGCAAUUUUAUCGCCUUCUUGCACUGUACUACACAUCCAUAAUCGCAUUAAUUCUUCGUUGGUUCAUAUAGUUAUAUACUUUUUUUUACAUAUUUUUCAAACUCCAUUAAAUUAUAUUAUUAUAAUUAAUAAUAGGCCAUAAUAAUAUCUUGUUUUUGCGAUCUAUCACACUAGCGUUAGCGUAUAAUAGACGGAUAUUAUAAUAUUUAUCAAAAUCUGUAAAUCCUGAUUUUCAUACAAAAUGUGAUUCUCAUUUAUUACAUAACUUGCAUGUAAAACGUUUACUUUUGAAUUUGUCUACUCUGCGUUUUUUGUUAAAAAAAAAUAUAACUACGUACUGUUUUUAAUGGUUUUUAUAAUAUAUUACAAAUAAAUGCAGAUAGGACAUAAUAUUAUGAUUAUGUAUUCGAGCAAGUACUUAAUCGAAAAAAAACUGUUUCUUCUUCCGUCCGUUACAGUUAUGAUGCGUUCCUAUUAAAAGCAAAUUUUACUUUUCUCAAAAACCACCGAAAAUAUUUUUAUUGUUAUCUAAAUGAACUUAAAUAAUUUUAUUAAUUUUAAGUAUCUUUUUAUUAUAUCACAAUAAUAGUAUCUCACAUAUUAUUAUAGUUUUUUGCUUUAUAGCAUAUAUCACAUAAUUAUGUUAUCAUAAUAAUAGUAACAUAGAAACAUUAGAAACCUUAUACUGUAAUCUUUUAUGAUAAUUGAUCAACAAUAGUGUUUUUAUAAUAUAUUAAAUAAAUCGUAUUUGAUUAAAUCGUGUAUAAUCAGAUGAUGCUUGAAACUUGUUAUUAUUAUUAUCUAUAUUACUAUUAUUAUUUGUAUUAUUAUUAUCAUCAUUAUAAUUGUAAAAAUUUGAUUUUGUAUGGAAUGUACAUUUGUAAAUUGAAAUUUAUAUAUUAUAUUGUAAAUACGAAUUUUGGGACGGCCCAAAAGAUUCUGUCGCCAUGGGUGAAUAUCUGAUCUGUAAUCAUUACCCUCCCCUCACAUCAUAUAAUAUUACCUACCAAUUUCGUUUAUAAAAAUGUAUGUACAAUGUACAUAUAAAUAUAAUAUAUAUGAUAUAUGUCUGUGUGUAAGUAAGAAUUAUUUAGAAAUAAUAAUAAAGUUUACUAAAAUAUAUACAUAUAUAUUUA